Molecule: messenger RNA, 249 nt
Organism: Dentiscutata erythropus
Lineage: Eukaryota; Fungi; Glomeromycota; Glomeromycetes; Diversisporales; Gigasporaceae
Source: the annotation of a GenBank genome assembly
AUGGAUCAAUUUGAUAUUAACGGUGACAAUUUAAAUGAGAUAAAUAGCUGUGAUGAGGUCGAUGAUAAUUUAAAUGAGAUAAAUAACUAUGAUGAGGUCGAUGAUAAUUUAAAUGAGAUAAAUAGCUGUGAUGAGGAACUACAAAAAAUAAAAGAAAAUGAUUCUACUUGGUUUAUAAACUAUUAUUGUAUUAAAAAUUGUCUUUUUCAUUUAUUCUGGAUGACACCUAAUCAACAAACCAUGUGUUGA